AUGGAGCGGAGCGGCAGCACCGGGAACGGCACCGGGAACGGCGCCGGGAACGGCGCCGGGAACGGCACCGGGAACGGCACCGGGAGCGGGCGGGCAGCGCCGCCUGGCGGCCACGGCCGAGCAUUGCUGUGGCUGGCGCUGCUGCUGCUGCCCCCGGCCCGGGCACUGCCCAGCGCUGUCCGGACACUGCCCAGCCCUGUCCGGACACUGCCCACUCCUGUCCGGACACUGCCCACCCCUGUCCGGACACUGCCCAGCCCCGUCCGGACACUGCGCUCCCGGGAGCUGCUGGAGGCCGCCAACGCCUCCCCGCAGCGGCUGAAGGAAUCCAACAGCCUGGGGUUCGAAUGCACCCUCGAGGAGGUGGAUCUGCAGGACAUCACUGAGAACCAGACCAACACCCUCAGGGCCUGCACAGCUGAGCAUCCCGGGCCUGGAAAUUGCCCAGCCCUGGAAAAAUCAACUUUUGAUGAGGGGAAAUGCCUGCAGGGCAUCUCUGAGGAUGUGAGAGCCUACAGGGCAGGGCUGAGGAGCCUGCCCGACCCCCAGCUGCUGGCAGCUCUGGAUGGGAUGAUGGAGGCCCUGGGCAGCAGCGCCGGGCAGGAUCCGGAGGCGCCGCUGGGAUCGGGACCAUCAGGACCAUCGGGAUUGGGAUCAUUGGGAUCAUCAGGAUUGGGAUCAUCGGGAUCGGGACAAUUGGGACCAUCGGGAUCGGGACCAUCAGGAUCAUCGGGAUCGGGACCAUCGGGAUUGGGAUCAUUGGGAUCAUCGGGAUUGGGAUCAUUGCGAUUGGGAUCAUCGGGAUUGGGACCAUCAGGAUCGGGACCAUCGAGACCAUCGGGAUCAGGACCAUCGGGAUCAUCGGGAUUGGGAUCAUCGGGAUCGGGACCAUCGGGACCAUCGGGAUUGGGAUCAUCGGGAUCGGGACCAUUGGGAUCAUCGGGAUUGGGACCAUCGGGACCAUCGGGACCAUCGGGAUCAUUGGGAUCGGCGCCAUUCCCGGAGCGGCUGCGGCUCUGCGGGGUCCUGCACGCUCUGCGCAUCCGCAGCGUCACCAUCUGCAGGAUGCUGAGCUUCCUCAGCUCCCCCUGA
This is a messenger RNA of Vidua macroura (Pin-tailed whydah), 1092 nucleotides long. RefSeq lists its product as uncharacterized. Lineage: Eukaryota; Metazoa; Chordata; Aves; Passeriformes; Viduidae. Gene Ontology annotation, biological process: immune response. Gene Ontology annotation, molecular function: interleukin-12 receptor binding; growth factor activity. Bases 1 to 1092 code for a protein of 363 amino acids. The record is from RefSeq and is a predicted model, not a curated record. The transcript is spliced from 7 exons. Gene Ontology annotation, cellular component: extracellular region.